Pelobates fuscus (common spadefoot toad) is the source of this 5037-nucleotide messenger RNA. RefSeq names its product Rho guanine nucleotide exchange factor 40 (gene ARHGEF40). Gene Ontology annotation, molecular function: guanyl-nucleotide exchange factor activity. The coding region runs from base 149 to 4570 and encodes 1473 amino acids. The record is from RefSeq and is a predicted model, not a curated record. The transcript is spliced from 22 exons. Lineage: Eukaryota; Metazoa; Chordata; Amphibia; Anura; Pelobatidae.
GAGAUGCUGUGGGGACUGACUUUCUCAUAGUAAGUGCAGACUGCUGAGACUGUGUCACCGGGACAGAGCGACACACCGGCCGGACAGACAGGGACAGAGCCGCAGCGACAACCUGCAGAGCAAUGUGACUGCACAUCCGCAGCGAGACAUGACCCCGCAGUCUGUGGAAGAUUGCUUGCAAAGUGCUCUCUCCUCUUUGUACCCUCCAUUUGAAGUUACAGCCCCCACGCUCCUGUCUCAGGUGUUUUCAGUGUUGGAGAGGACAUAUCGGGAAGAUCCCCUGCGAUACACUCUAGAAUUCCUAAUACCAGCUAAGAGAAUCCUUCAAAAUGUGCAGCACCAGGCCUGUUCUCAAUAUAGUGGAUUCCUAUUCUUUCACGAAGGAUGGCCGCUGUGUCUUGGUGACAAGAUUCUUAUUCAACUCUCCGCCCUUCCUUGGCACUUUCUAAAGCCUGGGGACUUCUACCUUCAGGUUGUGCCAUAUCUUGAGUGCUCCCCACGCCUUGUGUUAAAGUGCCUUUCUCAAGAUGGCAGUGGAGUUCAGGAGAUUGUGGUUCCUGAAAGCUCCCAUUCCUUCAUUUUCUCUGCUGAAUGGCUCAAUAGUAUCAAUAAAGACAGGAGCUCAGUACGAUUGGAGAAUUGCCUGGCAGCAGCGGAAGAAAAAGUUCUCCGACUGCAGUGGUCUGAGGUUAUUUAUCCACGUUUCAUCCACAAGGAAGGCUUUAUUGUAGGUAGGAAAUGCCCUCUUGGUCCCAUGCUGCCUCCACUGGAGUGUCGGAGUCCUGGGGAUGGAGGAAUCACCAGCGUUGAUCUAGUAGACCCUAAAGUCAGCCCUCAGUUCUCAUUUUCAAAUGUUCAACAAGACUUAGUGAGCUCAGCUGUCACUGAUUCAAUUUGUGGUUCUGUUUUGGAUUGCAUGGAAGGUGAAUAUGUGGAACUAAGCCCUCCAAAUAAAUCAAAUAAUGGAAAACUGGACAGCUACAGAGACACAUGGGUAAAUAGGGCCAAGACAGCUCCAAGCAGAAAGGGCAAGAAGAUGGGGUACCAGGCUUGGUUGCAUGAGAAGAAACCAGGAAAGGUUGGGUCUCUGAGCACUUUGAAGCAGAGAACUCAAGAUACAUGGAAAGAAAGAUUGUGCACAGGAGCAUCUGAAGACCAAAGUAAGUCCACAGUGGAUAGCUCAAAUUAUUGGAAUGCAGAUGCAACAGAAUGUUCCAAUGAGUCAGACUUGUUGAGUGAAUGGAGAAAAGGCUUGGAUCUUCUUCAGAGACAUGAUGACUGUGACAUCCCUUCUGAGAGGCAGGACUGGAUUUCCUCUGAGAGUCCAAAAUGGGUUUCAAAAGACUAUUCACAGGAACAGAGGGUGGAAAGCUUGGGAGCAGAUAGGACUGAGCCCAUAACUGGUUGUCAGGAAGAUGACAUUUUAUCAAGGACAAUAGAAGGAUUCUCCCUGAAAAUAGAUAUAACUGAGGAAAGACAGAAAUUGCUUUCCUCAGAAAACCAUGUAUAUAUCACCAGUGACUGCGGAGCUGUACCUGGAGAUGAUGUACAACAGGCUUCUUCUAUACAGUGCCAAAAUAACACAUUAAAGGGUAAUCUUAGAAGCCUGGUAGGCAACUGUCCAGUAAAUUUCCAGUUGGGUUCCUUAAACAAAGCAUUGAAAGAUGAAGAAGAUACAAUUUCCGUGGUCUCUCAUGCUAAAGAGUUAUUGUUAACCAAAACAGAUAGGACAUGGGCAGAUGGUCAAGAAACUUCAAUCAUACAUGGUAGACUUGAAGAAAGUACCACUGUGGGGGGUACACAGUUACCAUCCAGUGAGAUAAGACCACAUGAAGAUCAAGAUAAGCAACCUACCUGGAGCCAUAUUACUGAUACUCCACAGAAAACAGGGCGAGGACGACGGAAAAAAAGAAACAAGAGAGGAAGGGGGCCUUUAAGGACAGAGGCAAACAAGGGAAUUACUAAAACCUCAGAGCCUAAAACUGAUGCUGGGAAAGAAGUAACUGAGACUAUCAGCAAAACCAAAGAAGAUGAAGAAAGAAAAUCAGACAUUGAAAAAAAUGAUGAGAGCCAGAUUGCAGAAGAAGCUCUGCCCCCACCUGCUGUCAUCCACACAGUUAAGGUGCCGUGUGUGGAAUUAAAUGUGGACGCAGAUCAGCCACUUUCCCAGAACCCCUUGCUACCCGUGUCUCCCUCUGAUGGUUUGAAAUGUCUGCAUAAAGAUGUCAACUGGGAUUUAAUGGAGUCAGGCUUUAUCUGUUUGACUGGCGGACAGGACAGAGACAAGAAAGCAUUGCUGGUCAUUUGUCCAAGUAAAGCAACAGCAAUUUACAACCACAGUGACAUUGUGCAGACCGUCUCUUAUCUACACUCUCUACUUAGACCUGAACUACGUGAUUUGGGCAUAAACCUCAUCCUGGAUCUCCGAGACUGUACAACACCCAAUGAGUGCCUCCUCCAGACACUGAAAGAUAAUAAGGACUCCUUAAGUCACUUUAUAAACUGCACUUUAAUAAUCUGUGACAAAGAGAAUUCUGCAAUUGUUCCCAGUGACCUGCUCAAUUCACAGGCAAUUGUCUUGUCUUCAGAGAUAACACAGUUCAUUGAUUUGGAGGAACUGCCAGAGAGCUUUGGUGGAGAGAGACCUUAUGUUCCCUCUGAGUGUGUUUGGGGCCAGCGGUCUCUGGGCAAUCUUUACACUCUGUGCACUGAUGUACUGAAGUCACUAGAGGAUGUCAUACAUGAUUUAGAGACUGACAGCAUUCUGGACACUGAAGCAUUAAUAAGUCAUCAUCGAGAUGCCAUGAAGAAAGCAUUGAGUGAUGAGAGACUGCAGAUGCUGCAAAGAGAUGGAGGAACAUUAGUAGCAAGGUUGCAGAAGUCAUCAUACCUGAGGUUUUAUGACCCAGCAAUCUUUGAGCUUUAUGAGAAGGUGGAUGAGGCUUUGCAUCGCCUUGUGCAACUAUCUAAUCAGAAAUUGCAAGAACUGGAGGAGAGACUGUCACCACAAGAUUAUUUUGACCGGACACUUGAGGAUUCUAUGAGCCUUCAAGAUACAUCAAAGCAUCAGUAUCAUGUGAUGGAGGCCUUAGAGGAGAAACACUCAGUGGAGGAAGGCCAGAGCCAAACAGCAGAACCAGAAAAUCGGAGGCUAGAGGUUGGAGUCAGGAUUCGUGGUCUAGAGGUCAGCAGCCGAGAGCUAGCAGAUCGGACUUGCAGCCCUCCUCGGGGCCAUGUUCUCAGCAGAGGUGAUGGAAGAGGACCUGAUGCUCCCUGGGGAGGGAUUCCCAAGCCAGAAGGAAGAAGGUCUCCCCAACGCUUACUUCUAGACCUCCUGUGCUCGGAGCGAAGCUACGUGCAAUGUCUACGACGCUCUUUGGAGGCCAGAAGGUCUUGUCCAGCUAGCCUGGCGCUCAGAGGAAGUUUGGAGCAACUCCUUAACUUCCACACUUAUUUUCUGAGAGAACUCCAGAACUGCGUAUCACAGCCGCUGACUGUCUCAUACUGCUUCCUUCAACAUGCAGAGCAGUUGCGUUUAUAUUCUCUGUAUGUGAAAAACAGACAGAAGGUGGAGCUCUUCCUUCCAGCACCCAGCGGAAGCCUUAAGGGCAGGAGGAGGGACCAAAAGGAAGAGGAGGAAACAUGGGCGAUUCUACAAAGACCACUGGAGCAACUUGAUCAGUAUCAACGGUUUCUGGGUGAUAUGAUGCAAGAGUGUGAUCAGGAGGACGAGCACGAACAACAGUCUCUGCACACAGCUCGGGAGCUGGUGGGGUCCCUUGUGCACCAUGGGAAGAAUUUGUUGGCUGCUGAAGCCAUCCGAGGGUUUGAGGUUGAUGAGAAAGAACAUGGUCGGCUUCUGCUCAAAGACGUGUUCACUGUAUUCUCGGGAAGAAAGAAGUCUCUCCGGCACGUCUUCCUCUUCCAGAAGCUUCUGCUUCUCAGCAAACUCAAGACCGCAGAAGGAGGUCUGGAAACCUAUGGCUUUAAGCAGGUAUUUAAGACUGUCGACAUGGGUCUCACUGAAAGUGCUGUGGAGGGAGACACAAGAAUUGAGCUAUGGUUCCGUCGUCCAAAAUCCAGAGAGACAUUAGUCUUACAAGCUGAAAACUCUGGUGUAAAAGAGUGCUGGACUAAUGAAAUUACCAAACUGCUAUGGGACCAAGGAGGACUAAGCAAAGAUCACAGAACCCAGGAUACAGUGUCUAUUGGUUCCAGCCAUCGCUCUUUUCUUGACAUUAAAGCUGGAUUCAGUGCAAUAAGUGAGAGAACAGUUGGUGCUCUUCUAACUGCAAGAGGUUCACGUACCAGAUCAUCUUUGGCUAUCUCAUCUUCCGAGCACAGCUCUCCAUCACCACACUCGUCCCUCAGCUUUGCACUCACAUCAGGACUAAGUCCUCGGAGGCUUCGAUCUCCUGGAGGGGUGCCGCUUCCAGACAAAAUCAAUGAAGAGGGAGUUGACACAUUUACAGGUGGACCGGUGUGCCUUAAAUCAAUCUCACCCAUUAAAGAAGGAGAAAGACCAAAGGAUCUAACUAUUGAAGGCAUAUUUCCGUCCACCUCUGUGUGAUUUCCCAACUACCUGAAAAAUAUAUGUAACCUUGUAAGUUGCCAAAACCACUGAGAGGAAAUGUAACCAAGCGACCUGGAAUAAUCUCAGUGACUACCAGAAAUGAUGGUGCUACUACACAACCAGCCUGGAAAUCAUAAAAAAACUAAAUGUUUAAAAAUGCUGAUGCCAAACUCUAAACUACAUCAGGGACAUCAGUUGGAAAUACCCCAGCAUUUACGUGGUCUUUACUGGAAUUGCACAGUGACUAUAGCUGUAAAAUAAGAAGACAGUGUAGCAAACUGUCAAUGGGGAAAAAUGGAACAGCCUGUCGUAGAGUUAAAGAGCACAUAUCUAAAACCUGGAACAGCAGAUCAAAAUCCGUAGGAGGCAAUUCUGCCAAAACUGGAACCGUAAUGCAUAGCGUACAAGGUAUGAUUAUUUGACACAACUGGAAGAUUAAUGAAGGCAUUUAUCAUCCAGUCAGU